Macrosiphum euphorbiae (potato aphid) is the source of this 903-nucleotide messenger RNA. The record is from the annotation of a GenBank genome assembly. NCBI's taxonomy places the organism in Eukaryota, Metazoa, Arthropoda, Insecta, Hemiptera, Aphididae.
AUGGCAGCUCGUCCGGUCAAAUCAUAUGGUAAAAAAAAGUACAAUUUUAAGGACAAUCGUUAUAAACUUCUGCCAGACAUGAAAGGAUUCCUAUGCACUUGCAAUUACGGUGAAAAAGACUGUCAGAAGGAAGCGAUAAAUUUGUUAAGAGAAUACAGCGAAGAAAAAGACAAACCAUCCGAAGAGACUAUUAGUACUGAAGAGGAAUCCGCAGAAAUCAUGGACUCAUUAGACACUGAAUUGGAAAGCUUGUCCAGAAAAGAUAAUGCUGAUUGGAAGAAGUUCACUCCGUCAGCUACAGGUGUUGGGAACUGUCUUUUCAUCAGCACCACAGUUGAAGAUCCGUGUGAGCUUAUGUAUAAAAUACUCGAAGACAUUGAAAGAACCAAAGUGCAGAAGACAAAAUUUCUUUUGCGUAUGCUUCCAAUUAUGGUUACUUGCAAAGCCAACAUAACAUCCAUAACAUCGACCUGCGCCAUUUUAUUGCCUAAGUAUUUUUCUACAGAACCAACAACAUUUGCAAUUAUGUUCAAUCACAGAUAUAACAAUUCAGUGCCGCGUGAUAAAGUUAUCGAUGAAUUGGCCAAUCAAGUGGUUAGUUUUGGACAGCAUACUGUGGAUUUAUCUGGUGGAGCUAAAAUGACUAUUAUUGUUGAGGUGGUGAAGUCUGUUUGUUGUUUAUCAGUAGUUAGAGAUUAUGCUCGCUUCUGCAAGUUCAAUCUACUCUCUGUCUGUGGUCGACCUGAAAAAAGAACAGCAGAAGGUGAAAAUGGUGAUGUUGAAAAAAGUUCUUCGCCUAAAGUUAAGAAACAAGAGGAAAAUGACCAGGUAAAAGAAAAUAGCGAAGAGGAAAAAACAGAGAGUGAACCUGGGGAAGAAAUUACUGAAAUGUCUGAAAAUUAA